AUGGAUCCAGCAGCUUCAGGCCCUCGCGACUCUAGUGUGCUGACGAUGCAGUCGAAUCACAAGAGCAGUGUACUAUGGGAUGUCCAGGUGUCUGACACAGAGACCAUAUACACCAGACAUCCUGACUCUGCUUCGUGGCAGAUUGACGCACGAAUCAUUCCCUUCAUUCAUUUAACCCAAUUGAAGUUCUUAUACUUACAAUUAAGUGGAUAUUUUGGGGUUUUUCCAUGGAAUUCUUUCACUAAAAUCACUACCUUUGUUGAGCUUAAUAUUGGAGAUAACCCUUUUGAUAUUACUCCAUUUCCUAAACAAAUUCUUCAAUUAAAGAAUUUAAAUGUCUUACUUCUGUAUAAUUGUAGCAUUUCUGGGCAAAUUCCGUCAGAAAUUGGGAAUUUAACAGACCUAAUUGAUCUUGAAUUAUCACAAAAUUUCUUAUCUGGGUCAAUUCCAUUAGAAAUUUCAAAUUUAAAAAAUCUAAAGUACCUUAAAAUCUGGAGAAACAAUCUUACCGGAAAAUUACCAUUUGGGUUCAGAAAUCUGACAAAUUUGGAGCAAUUUGAUGCUUGUAAUAACAGAUUAGAAGGUGAUUUAUCUGAGCUGAAAUUCUUGAAUAAGCUUGUUUGGCUUCAAUUAUACAACAACAAUUUCUCAGGAGAACUUCCUAUGAAACUUGGUUCAUGGACUGAAUUUGAUUUCAUUGACAUCUCGACGAAUCAUCUUUCAGGUCCAAUUCCUCCUGAGGGAAAGGGAGGGCUUGGUCAGAUGCCUGGAAGAGGCUGA
Messenger RNA from Amaranthus tricolor (Joseph's coat), 780 nucleotides. RefSeq names its product receptor-like protein kinase 7. The record is from RefSeq and is a predicted model, not a curated record. NCBI's taxonomy places the organism in Eukaryota, Viridiplantae, Streptophyta, Magnoliopsida, Caryophyllales, Amaranthaceae. The transcript has 4 exons. Gene Ontology annotation, molecular function: receptor serine/threonine kinase binding. The coding region runs from base 1 to 780 and encodes 259 amino acids.